Messenger RNA from Vitis riparia (riverbank grape), 2428 nucleotides. RefSeq names its product FT-interacting protein 3-like. The record is from RefSeq and is a predicted model, not a curated record. The transcript has 2 exons. NCBI's taxonomy places the organism in Eukaryota, Viridiplantae, Streptophyta, Magnoliopsida, Vitales, Vitaceae. Bases 98 to 2428 code for a protein of 776 amino acids.
GAUCUCCGAAAAACCUUUGGGUUUCCCUUUUUUCCGUUGGCGAUUCUUCAGCAAAACUCAAAUUCAUACUCUAACGGCUCUAUAAUUAGUUCUAACCAUGCCCAGGCCGGCCCCAAACCAGAGCUCAGCCAGAGAAGACGAUUACUGCCUGAAGGAAACCUCCCCGAAUCUUGGGGGUGGAAGGCUUUCCAGAGGAGAUAAACUCACAACCGCGUUUGAUCUUGUUGAGCAAAUGCAUUAUCUAUACGUUAGGGUUGUGAAGGCGAAGGAGCUUCCAGGGAAGGAUGGCUCUGAGUCCUGUGACCCCUAUGUGGAGGUCAAGGUUGGGAAUUUCAAAGGGUUUACAAAGCACAUUGAGAAGAAAUCAAACCCUGUAUGGAGCCAGGUGUUUGCCUUUUCAAAGGACAGGUUGCAGUCCUCUUUCAUUGAAGUUUCAGUGAAGGACAAGAACGGUGGGAAGGAUGAUUUCAUGGGGGUUGUUCUGUUUGAUCUCCACGAUGUCCCGAGGCGGGUUCCUCCAGAUAGUCCAUUGGCGCCACAAUGGUAUCGGUUGGAGGAUCGGAAAGGGAGUAAGGUGAAGGGGGAAUUGAUGUUGGCUGUUUGGAUGGGGACUCAGGCAGAUGAGUCCUUCACUGAGGCUUGGCAGUCUGAUGCUGCAGGGAUUAGUGUUGAGGCCCUUGCCAGUAUUCGAUCGAAGGUCUAUGUAUCUCCUAAACUUUGGUACUUGAGGGUUAAUGUGAUUCAAGCUCAGGACUUGGUGCCUAGUGAUAGAACAAGGAAUGAAGUUUAUGUGAAGGCUGCGCUUGGGACCAUCGUUUUGAGGACUAGAUUUCCCCAGACUAGAACUAUAAAUCCAUUCUGGAAUGAGGAUUUGAUGUUUGUGGCAUCAGAGCCAUUUGAGGAGCCCUUGGUUUUGAGCGUGGAGAAUCGGGUGGCAGCCAACAAGGAAGAUACCCUGGGGAAGUGUAUGAUCUCCUUGCAGGAUGUGGAGAGGAGGCUGGAGAACAGAUCAGUGAGUGCUAAGUGGUUUAAUCUUGAGAAAAUGUCCGGUGAGCAGAAGGAGGUGAAGUUUUCCAGCAGGAUUCAUCUGAGAAUCUGCUUGGAUGGUGGAUAUCAUGUGCUUGAUGAAGCAACCCACUUCAGCACUGAUUUUAGGCCAACAAUGAAGCACCUUUGGAAGCCUAGUACUGGUGUUUUAGAACUGGGGAUAAUCAAUGCCCAUGAUUUGUUGCUUAAGGAGAAGAAGGGUGGACGUAGAAAUACUGAUGCUUAUUGUGUAGCCAAGUAUGGUCAGAAAUGGAUUCGAACGAGGACUAUCAUAGACAGCUCUUCCCCAAGAUGGAAUGAGCAGUAUACUUGGGAGGUUUUCGACCCCUGCACUGUCAUCACAGUUGGAGUUUUCGAUAAUUCUCACUUACAGGGUGGAGAUAAGGCUGCAGGCUCAAAGGAUACAAUAAUAGGGAAGGUGAGAAUUCGGCUUUCUACAUUGGAAACUGGCCGAGUUUACACACAUUCAUAUCCUCUUCUGGUUUUGGACUCCUCAGGGCUGAAGAAAAUGGGGGAAAUUCAGUUGUCUGUGAAGUUUUCAUGCUCGUCUUUGCUCAAUCUGCUGAAUGUUUAUGCUCAGCCUUUGCUACCCAAAAUGCACUAUGUCCAACCCCUGUCCAUGUAUCAGGUUGAUAGCUUAAGGCACCAGGCUACCAAGAUUGUUUCAGCAAGGCUGGGCCGAGCUGAGCCCCCUCUUAGAAAAGAGGUUGUGGAAUAUAUGCUGGAUGUGGGAUCAAACAUGUUCAGUAUGAGAAGAAGCAAGGCUAACUAUUACAGGAUUAUUGAGGUUAUAUCUGAUUUGAAGAUGGCCCUGAAAUGGUUUGAUGAGAUUUGCCUUUGGAAGAACCCUUUUACAACAGUUCUGAUCCACAUUCUGUUCUUGUUGCUGGCUCUUUUCCCUGAACUCAUUCUACCAUUAGUGUUCUUCUACCUUCUUGUCAUUGGGGUAUGGCGCUAUAGAAGGAGGCCGAGACACCCUCCUCACAUGGAGGUCAAGCUUUCCCUUCCUGAUACUGUCUUCCCUGAUGAACUGGAAGAGGAGUUUGACUCAUUUCCAACUUCACUACAAGCUGAAAUAUUAAAAAUACGAUAUGAUCGAGUCAGGAGUGUGGCAUCAAGGAUACAGACAUUGAUGGGGGACUUGGCAACUCAAGGGGAGAGGCUGCAGGCUCUACUGAGCUGGAGAGACCCCAGAGCCACAGCUCUGUGUAUGAUCUUCUGCCUCACUGCUGGUACAUUGUUUCUGUUCAUUCCUUUUCGGGUUUUUGCUGUGCUGGUAGUUUUAUAUGUGCUAAGGCAUCCAAGGCUCCGCCAUAGGAUGCCUUCUGUGCCUCUAAGCUUCUUCAAGAGGCUGCCUGCAAGAACAGACAGCAUGUUCUGA